UACGGUAAAAAAUAUCUUAAAAAAUAACUUAAUCUCUUUUCCGAAAAUUGAUGUUUUUUUUAUGUGUAUUCAUUGAAUAUUCUUCUCAGUGUUUUAAAGUUGUUCACUUUAAGGUUUAAAAGCGAACACGUCGCAACUCUCAGAUUUUCGAGGUGUCUAUUUCACUCAAUUUCGACAGUGACCUGCAUCUCUCUCACUUCUGGCUCAAUACUUUGGCAAUCCAUUGAAAUUUCCCCUAAAAAUGUGAUUAGCUCAGGUGAUGACAUUGAAAUUUGAUUUUAAAAUGAGACGAAACCGUGGCCGAAGCUUACACAAUAAUUUUUCAAAUGUGAAUACUAUUGAGUGUUUUUCGUUGCCUUAUUGAAUGGCGCGAAACACGCGGCUUCUUGUGUGAUGGGAGGGAGAUGAUAUGUGAAAGAGAAAGAUGGGUUAUGUGGGUUUUUUGGGUGGCAAAAAGAGUCGGAGGGAUUAUUACAGCUUUUGCGAAAGACAUCGACGAGCUGGAAAAAAAGGUGCUUGGGGGGCUUUUUUUUGUGUAUUUGUCCGUAUUUCUUGUGGCAAGUCCAAAUUACCUCUUCGAGCAUCAUUUUCACUUUCAUAUACCCUCAGUCAUACAAUUGCACUCGAUCAAUCAACUUUUCAGCUAUUCGCGAUCGAUUCUUCAUUUUAGAGAAGAAAGUUGACGUAAAAUUCGAAGGAUUAGGCGAUAUUUUAGCGGUGGGUGAGUUUAAAAAUAGAGGCCAACAGCAUGACAGUGAAGAAGAAAAGCACCGAAAUUGUCCUAAUUGUGGGCGGGAGUGGCUUCCUCGGAGAGCACCUCGUGAGGAUGCUCACGGAGGAGGAUAAUGUGGAGGAGAUCCGUGUGGUGGACCUAAAGGCAUAUGAAAAUAGACUGAAUCACAGUGCAUCGAAGAAAAUUACCACGUUCAUUGGAGACAUUUGCGAGGUGGAUAUGAAAUGGGAAAUGGCAUUUGAGGGUGUUGACUGUGUGUUUCAUUGUGCCGCCUACAUUAAUUUUCAAUAUCCUCCCAAUGUAACUGAAUUAGAACGUGUAAAUGUGGAUGGGACGAGAAAUAUCGUGAAUUUGUGCGUGAAACAUCGAGUUCCUAGGCUCAUCUUUACAAGUACAUCUUCUGUGACUCUUGUGCCUUACAUGGGGAGCACCAUUGCGGUGAUUUUGAAUCAAACAGAAGGAAAAGCGAGAGUUCCAGAUGAUGAAAGUGAAUUCCUCAUUCCGGGCUAUACUGCGUCAAAACUCAGAGCUGAGAAAAUUGUUUUAGAAGCUAAUGGAACACCCCUAAGGGAUUCAAAUGAAAUACUUCGAACAGUAGCUCUUCGGCCAACAGUAAUGUAUGGUGAAUGUGAUGAGCGUUUUUUCCCACUUCUGAUGAAGAUUGGUGCGCGUUUUGGACGACAGAUUCCGCGAAUUGCAGGUUCUGGGGGAAAACAGCAACUGACUUACGUUGGGAACGCUGCUUGGGCUCAUAUUUGUGCUAAAAGAUCUCUAGGAGAUGCCUUUGCACGUCAGAAAAUUUCAGGAUUGCCAAUUUUUGUCACAGAUGAUACGCCUAUCGAGGACACUGUUCGGUUUUGCCAGAGAGUAUCCAAGUCACUGCCUAAGGAGGCAAAAUUGAGACCUAGUUGGUGGUCUUUACCUGGGUUUUUGACCUACUUUUUGGCCUGGUUGCUCGAAUUUCUCAUCGUGUGUGUGCUAAAGCCAUUUUUUGGAGUGACACUGCCUUUUCCACCACGUGGUCUUGUGGCCUAUUCUUCCUCCAUUAUGAUGUAUUGUAGAUUAAGGGCGAGUAUUCACCUGGAUUACGAGCCACCCUUCAAUGAGGCACAAUCUAUUCAAAAUAGUGCUGUGUGGUACGAGAAGUAUCGCAGGGAGAUGAUUUCGGGGCAAAAAUGGGCCGUGAAAUGAUCCACCUGAUACUCAUUGAGUAAAAACAGCCACAUCAUCGUGUAUAUUUUAAUGCUGAAAUGGGACUGUGGGGGAGGAUCAUCAAAAGGCCCAGGAUAUUGAAAAUGACAUCUCACAAUGUGUCCCCAACUCCACGGAAAACUCAUCAUUAAACACCAUUAAACAUUAACGACUUUUUGGGGAAUUCUCUUUCAUAUUCUCCUCUUGAAUUUGCGUAAACCGCGUAAACGCUACAAAGCGACAAAUAUGCAGGGGUAUAAGGUAAAUUCAAUAAAUUAUUUGUCUCUUUUUUAUUAAAAUUCUGACUUUAGGUAGAGUGUAUUAUGUCUGCAUUGGGUUUCCGCUGAUAUUUGAAAUUUACAUUUGUAGAAUUAAUGGCUUAAAUUCAGAUUCGGAUUGGAGAAGUACAUAAGAGGUUGAGUUGACAAUUGAAGUGUUUGCAAUAUUUAAGUAAAUAAUUAAAAGUGUUAUCCGACGGGUUAUCUAAUACUAACGGGAGCCGGUGAACGUUGGGGAAAAAGAGGGUCAGCUUAGAAAAUUUUGGAUUUUUCCCGAAGCAUUCGGCUCUCAGACUCCAAGCCUUCCUCAGUGGUCAAGUUUUGUCUUUUCUCGCUUUGUCAUAAGUCAGGGAUUUCACAGGGCAUGGAAUUUUGGGCACUGCACUUAAUUUGUAAUUUUAAUAAAUAAAUAUUGGCUAAUUUC
Messenger RNA from Phlebotomus papatasi, 2626 nucleotides. Its product is annotated as 3 beta-hydroxysteroid dehydrogenase/Delta 5-->4-isomerase type 1. The transcript is spliced from 6 exons. Lineage: Eukaryota; Metazoa; Arthropoda; Insecta; Diptera; Psychodidae. Gene Ontology annotation, biological process: steroid biosynthetic process. The record is from RefSeq and is a predicted model, not a curated record. Gene Ontology annotation, molecular function: 3-beta-hydroxy-Delta5-steroid dehydrogenase (NAD+) activity. Bases 749 to 1924 code for a protein of 391 amino acids.